UUGAACAGGGAAACCCCGAAGUUAACCUUCGGGUUUUUGCGCAUCUAUGAUAUGUGUUUCCUAAUAAAAUGAUGUAUAUUUCAAUCUACUAUACGUGUCUUGCAAGGGCUGGCUUUAGUUCACUUGGAACAGGUGCGGUUUCAUUACUUCCUGUUUACAACCUGGUGAUACGGUUUAGGCGGGGUUACUGCUGUCUGUAAUGCACUUAGUUCGAUCUGGCGCUGUUGGAUGGGCUGAUGGUGAAAUGGCACCAAAUGUGAGAACUGAUAUUGUAGUUGCCUACAUACCAUUUACUCUUAGGCUACCCAUCCCAGCCCCCCUCUGCUCUGCACGGCCACAGAAGUGAAACCAUGGCCAGACAGACACCUUCCUUUCCACAGAGAACACUUGAGAGUCAACAGACAACAACAAUUCAGCCAUACUGAAGUUUUUCCAGAAAAAUGCAGUCUCCACAUUCAUUUGAGUAGCUUAUUUUGAAGAUAAGCAUGUCACUGUAAAUAACAUAAUAACUCACACGCGCUCUGAAAACUGAGAGAGGAUUCUCUCUCUCCCAAAAAAUGUGAACCAGGUCACCUUCCAUGAUCAUCAAAUCCUUAUACCACCUAGGUGAAGUAGAGUAGAGUCAUGACUACAGCAAGGCUGGACAAUCAUGGGUGGCUUGACCCGGGUGUUGAUGUACACAGUGGGUAGGAACCCCACAGCAAUGUUUUGACUGUAUACAGAGUAGAGAGAAUCCCUGCCUGAUUCUCAAUUCUCUGGGCUAAACUGAGAACAGCAAAAAGGUAAUGUAUGGACCAGAUCCAUGACAGACAUAAUGAUAAUUCAACAACCUAGCUAUGUGUUUCAUGUAUCUUACAGGAUUGAGGACUCCCAGGCUGUGUGAUGUAGACCAAGGACAGAUGCUGAUCAACCAGCAAUAUUGUAAUAUUGACAAAAAACCUUGGUCUCUGAACACUACGAGAGAACAUUUGAGAACCAAAGUGGGCCCUGGGGUGGCAAGUGAAGGUAGCAGGGUCAGGACCACAGCCACAGGGCCCUGACAGCUGUGUGUGGUUUGUGACACAGGUCUAAUGGAUACCUAAUUGGAAAUGCUGGGGUCCCACCCCAGGACUGACCUUGACAUUGAGGUUGAGUGAGGGAGCUGCGGCAGCAGCAGAGUGCCCCGUGCUGCAGUAAAAAGGAGGUGAAGAAGACAAGGUAGAGCCAUGGCAGGAUGGGGCCUCCUUCUGCUCCUCCUCCUGUGGGUGGUCUCCCUGGCCCAGGGCUCGUCUUUCCUCUCUGGUCAGCGCCACCGGACCCGUCUGCAGAGGGACCGUCAAGCCCGCAACAACGUCCGACCCAACAUAAUCCUUAUCCUCACUGAUGACCAGGACAUCGAACUGGGCUCAAUGCAGGCCAUGAAUAAGACACGGCGUAUCAUGGAGCAGGGAGGCACCCAUUUCUCUAAUGCCUUCUCCACCACUCCCAUGUGCUGCCCUUCGCGCUCCUCUAUUCUCACAGGGAAGUACGUUCACAACCACCACACCUUCACCAACAACGAGAACUGUUCCUCACCCUCCUGGCAGGCCCACCAUGAGCCUCACACCUUCGCUAUGCACCUUAACAACUCAGGCUACAGGACGGCCUUAUUUGGGAAGUACCUGAAUGAGUAUAACGGCUCCUAUGUGCCCCCUGGCUGGAGGGAGUGGGUAGCGCUGGUGAAGAACUCUCGCUUCUACAACUACACUCUGUGCAGGAACGGCGUGCGGGAGAAGCAUGGCAGCCACUAUCCAAAGGACUACCUCACAGACAUCAUCACCAAUGACAGCAUCAACUACUUCCGCUCGUCCAAGAGGAUGUACCCCCACCGACCAGUGAUGAUGGUCCUGAGCCACGCUGCCCCCCAUGGGCCGGAGGACUCAGCACCACAGUACAGCACUGCAUUCCCCAACGCCUCGCAGCACAUAACCCCAAGCUAUAACUACGCUCCUAACCCAGACAAGCACUGGAUCCUGCGCUACACAGGCCCCAUGAAACCCGUCCACAUGCAGUUCACCAACAUGCUGCAGCGCCGGAGGAUGCAGACCCUGCUGUCUGUGGACGACAGUGUGGACAAGGUGUACAACAUGCUGGUGGAGACAGGUGAGUUGGACAACACCUACAUUGUCUACACAUCAGACCACGGCUACCAUAUUGGUCAGUUUGGCCUGGUCAAAGGCAAGUCCAUGCCCUACGAGUUUGACAUCCGGGUACCCUUCUUCAUACGAGGCCCCAACGUGGAGGCAGGAGCCAUUAACCCUCAUGUGGUGCUGAACAUUGACCUGGCUCCCACACUGUUGGACAUGGCCGGAGUGGACGUUCCCUCUGACAUGGACGGCAAGUCCAUCCUUAAACUCCUGGACACAGACAAACCUGUCAACAGGUUCCAGGUGAACAAGAAGGGGAAGAUGUGGAGGGACUCGUUCCUGGUAGAGAGAGGGAAGCUGCUCCACAAGAGGUCUGAUGGGAAGGACGUGGCCCAGGAGGAGAACUUCCUGCCCAAGUACCAGCGGGUCAAAGACCUGUGUCAGAGAGCAGAGUACCAGAGCUCCUGUGAACAGCCAGGACAGAAGUGGCAGUGUGUGGAGGACCCUUCUGGUAAACUGAAUCUGUAUAAGUGUAAGGGCAUGGCCAGUCUCUAUGCCUCACGUAUGCGGGCUCUGAUGGCCAGCAGCGGGUCCCAGCAGGGGGUUGGACUUGUCUCCAAUGCUGGAGACAGCUGUGACUGUGGCCCCCUAGGCCCCAAAAGUACACCCCUGAAGAGGAAGAGACUGCUCACCAAGAAGAAGGUAAAGUCCAGUAAGAGUCUGACUAGGAACCGUUGGGCCCGGUCCGUUCCCUUUGAGCUGGAUGGAGACAUGUAUGCUGUGGACCUGGAGGAGGGCUACAGGCCCGUGGGCCUCAGCAACACCAGCUGGCCCGGGGAGAGGAGGAGAGGAGCGGGCCUGCUGGAGGACAACGAUGAGGAGUUCAGUGGCAUGGGAGUCACAGCCAGGCCCACAACCAACAAGAGCCUUACACCACCUGUUGCUCUUAAAGUCACCUACAGGUGUUCCAUCCUGAUGAAUGACACAGUCAGGUGUGAUGGAGGACUCUACAAAUCCCUCCAGGCCUGGAAAGACCAUAAGCUCCAUAUCGAGCAUGAGAUUGAAACCUUGCAGACGAAAAUAAAGAACCUGCGUGAGGUCAAGGGUCACCUGAAGAAGGUUCGGCCUGAAGAGUGCCAGUGUAACACCCCCAGUUACCUGUCCAAAAACAAAGGGAUAUUCAGACUCAAUGCAGGCCGCAUUCACUCACUCAGCAAAAUGCCCUCUAAGCAGAAGAAGCAGUGGCUGAUGAAGGAGCAGAAACGCAGGAAGAAGCUCCGUAAACUUCUCAAGAGGCUCCGCAACAACGACACCUGCAGCAUGCCUGGUCUCACCUGCUUCACCCAUGACAACCAGCACUGGCAGACUGCCCCCUUCUGGACAAUGGGUCCAUUCUGUGCUUGUACCAGCGCUAACAACAACACCUACUGGUGCCUGAGGACCAUCAACGACACACACAACUUCAUAUUCUGCGAGUUUGCUACGGGCUUCAUAGAGUACUUUGAUCUGAACAAUGACCCAUACCAGUUGAUAAAUGGGGUUAGCACCUUGGACCGCACUGCCCUCAACCAGAUGCACCAGCAGCUUAUGGAACUCAGGAGCUGUAAAGGCCACAAGCAAUGCAACCCAGAGACAGGUGGUAAAGACAGAAACUCCUUCAGUGAAUACAGGCCAGUUCAACGUCGAAAGAGGCCAAAAGUGAAGAAGCCCUCCUCCAAAUCGAUAGGGCAGAUUUGGGAAGGAUGGGUUGGUUAACAACCUGUGUCGCACAACCCACCACAUCGCGGUCUGCCAACAGAGGAGGAUCAGAACUACUGGAGAACCUGAGGACCUUGUACAGACUUCAUGGGAAUGUAACCUGAAAUACCAUUAUUGUAGGAGUUUAUGGAAGAGGAUGCUGAUCCAACAUUAGCUACCACUGAUGCUCAGAUCAUCACCCAGCAGAGCAAAUACUGAAACAGCCAAAAAUAAUGAAACCUCUCCAGUCUUCUCUUUCUCUCUCACACACACACACAUUCACAUCGACACACACACACACAUUCACAUCGACACACACUCACACAGGAAUGUUCUUACCUCUCAUCUAUCUCCCCAGUUCUCAGGACCACUAACCUGAGUGGGAGACUGAUCAGUUGAGUGUGGAUAAACUCUGAACCUUUACUUUGGCUUUCAACAAUUGCCCUGAGUGAACAGUGAAUGUGAGGUGUGUUUAAUAUUAGUCUCUCGUAACCGCCGUAGCAUUGGGUGCCGAGAUUAGUUUAAUGUCAACUCUGCUGCUACAAACUGAUGUGUAUAAUCUCUUAUGGCCGUGUGCCAUAAUUAUAUGGUAUAUGAUGUCAGGCAAUUACAUCAAGUCAAGCUUUCCCCUCACUGCACACUCACAGCAUGAAAAGUACUGUCCACAAAACGUCAGUACGCCUGGAAACUCUCCUCAAGGCUAAGACUCCUCACCUCCUUUUGUUGGUGCUACGGCUACAGAAUAAUUUCCCCAGGACAUGUACUCAAUUUUUUUGUAUUGUAACUAAUAUUAACGUUGAUCAAAUGUCAUGCAAGGAUUAUUUACGGCCCCCAAGAAUGAGACAGGCGUGAUGAUAACAACACACCAGACCGUAUGGGGAUGGAGCUGGUUAGGACAUGACACAUUACAUCAUCACCUAUCUUAUACCCCCUAGUUCACUUCAAACCCAGGAUGGGACUUCUCUAACCACUACCCCACCCUCCUAGACAAUGGUACAAACGAUUGGUGUAAACAUCUUCACACCAGCAGAAUGCUGACAUUUCAUUAGUGGAUGUCAUUUUACCCCUUUGUAUUGCUAAUGCCACCUGCUAGGUCCGAUCAGUUUAGUUUGUUCAGCUUGCUAUACAUGGUGCUAUGAUAACGUUGCGAAAAUAAAGACUUGCUGUACAUACAGUAUGUAUUUGAAUGUAUGUUGUGCAGUUAAUAUAAAUGUUUACAUUAUUUUUUAUAAUACUGAAAAAGAGGCAGACCUCUCUUUUGUGUUCGAUAUGAGAUGACAAAUAUUACCUUUUAGAUAAGAACGUAUGCUGAUGAAUUUUCCUAACUCUGUAUUUGUCCAUUUGUUCUCUCUGCACAUCUUUCUGAAUUGUUCUCUGCUCUCUCAAAACCCACUUUUAGAUUGAAAAAACGUCUUUCUGAUGAAAAAGCACUUAGAAAACCUUCACUGUGAAAGGUCGCUCUGGAUAAGAGCGUCUGCUAAAUGACUAAAAUGUAAAUGUUAAUGUAAAAGAAGUCCCUGUAAAAUGACUCUGCUUGUCUGCUGUACAUACGAGUAAACAACACAACAAUGUAAUGCAUCUUGACAUGCAUAUUCAUUAUAUUGCCUUUGUUUUUCUGCUUUCUUUGUUUCUUAGCAGUGAGACUCCCACAGCAGAGAGUUCUCAUAGUGAGUAACUGUGAAUAAAGUGUUGAUUGCC
Coregonus clupeaformis (lake whitefish) is the source of this 5540-nucleotide messenger RNA. RefSeq names its product extracellular sulfatase Sulf-2. The transcript is spliced from 24 exons. Bases 1206 to 3860 code for a protein of 884 amino acids. NCBI's taxonomy places the organism in Eukaryota, Metazoa, Chordata, Actinopteri, Salmoniformes, Salmonidae. Gene Ontology annotation, cellular component: plasma membrane; cell surface; Golgi apparatus. Gene Ontology annotation, molecular function: N-acetylglucosamine-6-sulfatase activity; glycosaminoglycan binding; calcium ion binding. The record is from RefSeq and is a predicted model, not a curated record.